AUGGUCUUUCUCAGCCGGAGCACGAUCCUAGAUAAUUCCUGCUCCUGCUCCUGCUCCCCGCGCGCCAGGGGUCUCUGGGAGCCGCCCGUGUGCGUGAGGGCCCCGCUCCGUCUGGAUAGCGGUUUUCUGAACUUCCCGGUGCGGCCCGCACGGGGAAAGUCUGGGUGCGGGUCCUCCCGGAGCCAGCGGAACCCCACCCCGCCCUCGAACUCCCUCCCGCUAUCCCCUCGACUUCUUGGCUCUCACCACCCUAACAUCGGCGUGGGGGACCCCAACAACUCCGAGCCAUCACGGAAGCCGAGUUCUUCCCCGGCUCACCAGGCCGCGCCCACGGCCCAGGGCCCCCUGGAAGUGGUGGUGCUCAUGGAGCUUGCGCAGCAGGGCCGGGUGAUGGCUGAGGACGUGGCCAUUUACUUCUCCCAGGAGGAGUGGGGGCUCCUCGAUGGGGCCCAGCGGCUGCUCUACUGUGAUGUGAUGCUAGGGAACUUCAUGCUCCUGUCCUCGCUGGGUCUGUGGCAUGGAGCUGGAGGUGAGGAGGCACCCGCUGGGCAGGGUGUUUCUGGAGGAGCGUGUUGGGUUAGGACCCCAAGGCCAGGUCCUCCUACCCCGAAGUCCCGGCCCUGUGGGACAUGCGGCUCACUCUUGAAAGCCAUUGUGCACCUGGCUGCGCAGAGCGGGCCGCACCCCAGGCAGGAGCUGCGCACGCAUCUAGAAGACCUCUACCGCCACCCAGUGCAGGUGUCCACUGCGGGUCGUCCUGGCAGUGCCCAGCGAGAGCCAUGGUUUCUGAAGAGCCACCGAGUUCACGUGGCAGUGGGGCCCUUUGUGGGCAGGCUGGGCGGGAAGGGCUGGACCGCCAACUCAGACCUCCAGCAGUCGGCUACUGGCAGGGUUGGGGUGCCCCACGGGGAGGCCCUCCACAGGAGACAACAUGAUUUCCGCUGCCAAGAAGGUGGGAAAGACUUCUGCCCUCAAAAGAUGCUGUUUGAGCCCCAAAACACCUGCCCCGGGGAAAGGCCUUAUGAGUGCAGUGAGUGUGGGAAGUGGUUUAGGUACAGAUCCAACCUUACCAAGCACCAACAGCGGCAUGUGGGCCAACAGCCCGCCAUGUGCGGCCAGGACGGGAAGGCCUUUGGCUUCCAGCCCCACGUCCUCAGGUGCGGGCAGACCCAUGCGGGGCAGUGGCCUUUCCCCUGCUCCCAGUGCCCCAAUGUCCACCCCGAAGGGGUCUUCACAGAGAGCCCCGGCUGCGUGGAACCCCCAGAAAGCCCCUCCAGGCCGCGACCAUUCCCGUGCAGCCAGUGCGGGAAGGCCUUCCUCACGCAGGCCCACCUCGUGGGUCACCAGAAAGUCCACGCGGGGGAGAGGCCUUUCGAGUGCAGCCAGUGCGGGAAGUUCUUCAUGUACAGCUCCACACUUACCAGACAUCAGAAGGCCCAUGCCAGAGAGAAGCCAUCUGGCUGUGGUGACUGCGGGAAGCUCUUCGUGGACGGCUCCACGCACAUCGUCCAUCGGAGCGUUCACCCCGGGGAGAAGCCUUUGGCAUGCGGUGAGUGUGGGAAGCUCUUCCGCUACCGCUCCAUGCUCCUGCGGCACCGCAGAGUGCACACCGGGGAGCGGCCCUUCGAGUGCAGCCAGUGCGGGAAGUUCUUCGUGGACAGUGGCUCGCUGGUGACCCACCAGCGGGUGCACACUGGAGAGCGGCCGUUUGUGUGCGGGCAGUGCGGGAAGCUCUUCCGCUAUGGCUUCACACUCAGCAGACACCAGCGGCUGCACUCUGGGGAGCGGCCAUUCUCCUGCGGCCAGUGCGGGAAGCUCUUCGUGGACGGCUCUGCGCUCAGCAGCCACCAGCGUGUGCACACCGGGGAGCGGCCCUACGCAUGCGGCCAGUGCGGGAAGCUCUUCCGCUACCGCUCCACGCUCGACACGCACCGGAGAGUGCACACGGGCGAGCGGCCCUACGCAUGCAGCGAGUGCGGGAAGUUCUUCAGACACAACUCCAACCAAAUCCGACACCGCAGGAACCACCUGGGUGCCAAGCCCUACGCAUGCGGGGACUGCGGGCGCCUCUUCAGCCAGAACGCCCACCUCACCCGCCACCGCCGAGUGCACACCCGAGAGAGGAGCCAUGCAUGCAGCACGUGCGGGAAGCGGUUCGUGGACAGUGCAGCCCUCAGCAGCCACCAGAGGAUGCACACGGGGGAGCGGCCGUUCGCGUGCGGCCAGUGCGGAAAGGCCUUCAGCUACAACUCCAGCCUCAUCAAGCACCGGCGAGUGCACACCGGGGAGAGGCCACGCCCACCACAUCCCGCACCAAAAGGCCCAUGCCAGGUAAAACAAGUCACAGUACAGGACGCGUGCCAAGAUGGACAGAAAUACACCAGUCAUCACCGAACCUCGAUUUCUCAUGUAACCAGGGUGCAGGCACCAGAACCAUGUUUAAAAGUCUUUCCAUCUUUCCAAACAAAACCCUGUAAAGAAAUGAGGUGCUAGUGGCUCACACCUGUGGUCCUAGCUACU
Messenger RNA from Perognathus longimembris pacificus (Pacific pocket mouse), 2520 nucleotides. It is a transcript of the gene Znf17, whose product is annotated as zinc finger protein 17. NCBI's taxonomy places the organism in Eukaryota, Metazoa, Chordata, Mammalia, Rodentia, Heteromyidae. The coding region runs from base 1 to 2493 and encodes 830 amino acids. Gene Ontology annotation, biological process: regulation of DNA-templated transcription. The transcript is spliced from 7 exons. The record is from RefSeq and is a predicted model, not a curated record.